AAUUAAAUUAAUGUUUUUUUAGAAUUCUGCACGUUAUCGUUUGUCGUGUUCGAGAAUCGAGAUUCUCAUCCAGCUUCUCUCCCGUCCCGCUCCCGAUUUUUAACUUUCAAUUCAGGUCAGGAAGAAAGAUUACGUGUUUUGUGUUGACGUGGCGGUUUGCAAGAGGUAAAAUGUUGAGAACAUUAUUUGUGUCACUUGCGGUGUCGGCGGUAUUCGCCGGGGUUCCAAGCCCAGAGGAAACAAAAAAACUGGUACAACACUUUUCUGACGCUGAACACUUCAAAAAUGAACAUCACAACAAGCAGUUUGAUCAUGACGCCUUUUUAGGGGAGGAUCAGGCCAAAACAUUUGAUCAGUUGUCUCCAGAAGAAAGCAAAAGGAGAUUGGGGAUUAUAGUCGACAGAAUUGAUUCGGACAAAGAUGGCUUUGUAACUUUAGUUGAGUUGAAAGACUGGAUUAGAUAUACACAGAAGCGUUAUAUCGAUGAGGAUGUGGAGAGGCACUGGAAACAACAUAAUCCCCAGAAUGAAGAAACUAUUCCAUGGGAGACAUACCGGAAGAAUGUUUACGGAUUUAUGGAUGAAAUGGAUGAGAAGGAGCUCAGGGCACCCAACAGUGAGGGAUUCACAUACUCCAGCCUCCUUAAGAGAGACAGGAGGAGGUGGCACUAUGCUGAUGGGGAUCAAGACGACGCAUUGAACCGCACCGAGUUCUCUGCGUUUUUGCAUCCGGAGGAGCAUACUGGCAUGAGAGACAUCGUUGUCCUGGAGACGCUGGAGGACGUUGAUAAGGACAAUGAUGGCAAAGUGUCAAUCGAUGAGUACAUCGGGGACUUGUACAAGACUGAAGACGGUGAAGACGAAGAGGAACCCGACUGGGUCAAGCAGGAGAGGGAACAGUUUACUGGAUAUAGGGACACCAACAAAGACGGCUACAUGGACGCGGACGAGGUAAAAGAAUGGAUAGCGCCGCCCGAGUUCGACCACGCCGAAGCCGAAGCACGCCAUUUAGUAUUCGAGGCGGACGCCGACGCGGACGAACGUCUGACGAAACAAGAAGUGCUCGACAAGCACGAUCUGUUCGUCGGCUCGCAGGCCACAGACUUCGGGGAGGCGUUCGCGAGGCACGACGAGUUCUAGACGCGCGAAAUUUUAAAAAAUAAUAAAACUCGUUGACGUUCUUUUGUUUCAUUUCAACGGCUCGAUGGUUUCGAAAUUUUGGCGACGUUCUUUUGUUUUAAUUACAGUGACAGCGCUGAUUUUGAAAGUACCGAUGCUCUUUUGUUUUCAUUGCAGUAGUGGCGCGCCGGUUUUGAAUUUCGUCGGCAUGUUUUUUCGUUUUCCAUAUCCAGUGGCUCGGUGAUUUCCAAAUUUUAUGGAUGCUCUUUUGUUUACAUUCUUUGUCGUUCAUCUUAACGGGUUCUUUGUCGUUCAAUGGCAUAAUUGUUUUGUUACUUAUCAAUGUUCAUGUUCGCGCAAACGAAGCACAGGAGUGGAUAACGCUGACCGAGUUCGAGUACUGAUUCUCAACUGAUUUGGGAGGCGUUCCCGAGACUCGACGAAUGUCGGACGCGCGCGCGCAAUUUCAAUUAUGUUGAUGUUCUUUAUUUUCGAAAUAACGUUGAUGCUCUUUUGUUUCAUUUCAAUGGCAAUUCACGAUUUAAAUUAAAAAAAAGAUGACGAUUCUCUUUUGUUUUUGUAUCAGUAGCGGCGGGCUAAUUUAAAAUUUGCCAUGUUCUUGUUUAAAAAUGACAGUGGUAGCGCGUUGAUUUCAUAUUUUGUCGAUGCUCUUUUGUUUUCCAUUUCAGUGGUUCGGCGGUUUCAAAUUUUGUCGAUGUUCUUUUGUUUUUCACAUCAGUGGCGCGCCGAUUUUGAAAUUGUCGAUGCUUUUAGGUUUUUAUUGCAGUAGGUACUUACCAAAACCAUAAAAGAAAGUGGUCGCCAAGCAUACUAGUUAAAAAUAUGUACUGCAUCUUACAAGUUAUACUAUUUAGUUGCAAAAUUCUCAAAUGUAUUCAUUGAUUGCCGACUUUGCAGCUAGAACUAACUAACCGUAGUCAUAAGUCGCUAUUGAAUUUACUUCAACGCAAUGGCCUAUUUCCAACAAACUCGACCUUAUUACAUUACGCAUAAGAGCAAUAUUGUCUGCCUAUAUUUGGUGUAUUCGUAUUUCCUAUGUAUUUUUUUAAUGCUGGCCCUUCACUUGGCUAUUCGUGUUCGGUAUUCGUAAACCUGAUAUCAGUCUUGUGUUUUUCAAUUCUCACAAAGCAUUAUAAGGACAGACUUGUCAACUUUGCAAAUAGCAAAUAUGAAUAGCCAAGCGAAAUGCCGGCAUUAAAUAGAUUUAUAAUUAUUAAGUUUUUAAGUGCAGCGACAUUAUAAUUUAAAUAUUUUUAUGUUUUCAUGGUCAACUGUGCCCACAUACCGCUUAGCCCGCGGGUUCAGGUGACCAAUUUUUUUUGUUGUGAGCGACGCGGUUGAUCAUGAAGGGAUUUUUAUUUAUGUAUGUCUAUUAUUAAUACUUUUUAAUUAUUAUACAUGGUGUAAAAAACCCUAUAACGAAGUCGAAGGCCACGUAUUUUGGAAGGUCAAGAUCAAAAUUUUUUUUUCAAGAUUUAUACAUUAAUAUUUUCAAAACGUUAUUUAGAAACUUUUUUAUCGACGUACUUAUACACACAGACACAUUCUUUGCCUGUUAUAUAUUUGCUAUACAUUGCGUACUGGAAAAAAUUUUUAACUUAAAAAUACAAAUUUUCCUUUAUUCUCACUAGUUCGAUUUAUUAGUUCGAUCAUCGGAACUAAUGAGAAUUAUUUUUCUCAUUUGUUCGAUCGUCGAACUAGUGAGAGUAUUUGUUCUCACUUGUUCUAUUUCUUAGUUCGAUCUAUAUUUAUUGUUUUUGUAUCUCGAAUGGAAUA
This is a messenger RNA of Chilo suppressalis (striped riceborer), 2915 nucleotides long. The record is from the annotation of a GenBank genome assembly. Lineage: Eukaryota; Metazoa; Arthropoda; Insecta; Lepidoptera; Crambidae.